This is a messenger RNA of Engraulis encrasicolus (European anchovy), 1813 nucleotides long. Its product is annotated as L-amino-acid oxidase-like. The coding region runs from base 77 to 1660 and encodes 527 amino acids. The transcript has 7 exons. The record is from RefSeq and is a predicted model, not a curated record. Gene Ontology annotation, molecular function: L-amino-acid oxidase activity. Lineage: Eukaryota; Metazoa; Chordata; Actinopteri; Clupeiformes; Engraulidae. Gene Ontology annotation, biological process: amino acid catabolic process.
AACAGGCCAGGCUGAGACCAGCACAUCUCUGCUGCUACUGACUGGAGACUGGAGGUAAAGAUCAGCAAAGGAAGCGAUGGCGGUGGUGUUGCUUGUGAUUUUCCAGUUCCUGGUUCUGGCCUCUGCAAAGGAGGACCUUCAAGACUGUCUGAGGGAUAAAGACUACGAUGCACUCCUGCAGACGGCACAGAGCGGCUUGCCGCACAUAAAGACGCCACAUCACGUGAUCAUUGUUGGAGCUGGCAUGGCUGGGCUGACCGCUGCCAAGCUACUGCAGGACGCAGGACACCAGGUGACUAUAGUGGAGGCCAGUGGUCGUGUUGGAGGCCGUGUGGAGACCUACAGGAAGGAGGAUGAGGGCUGGUACGCUGAGCUGGGAGCCAUGAGGAUACCCAGUUAUCACAGCAUCGUCCACUAUUAUGCCAAGCAGCUGGGGGUUGAGCUGAAGGAGUUCGUCAUGGAGGACCCCAAUACCUUCUAUCUGGUAAACGGGGUGCGCAAGAGGACCUACACUGUCAAGGCCAACCCCGACGUCCUCGGCUAUGGUGUAAACCAGAGCGAGAAGAAGAGAUCACCUGACGACCUGCUGGAACUUGCUUUGAAGAAGGUGAGAGACGAGGUUGAGGCCAAUGGAUGUGAGGCAGCACUGCAGAAGUAUGACCGCCAUUCGGUGGAGUCGUACUUGAGACAGCUUGGAGGUCUAAGUUUGGAGGCCAUCCGUAUGAUCGGCGAUCUGUUGAAUGAGGAGAGUAUGAUGUACACAGCACUAUCUGAGAUGAUCUACGACCAGAGCGACGUCAACGACAGUGUCACGUACCACGAGGUGGUGGGAGGAUCCGACCGUCUUCCCCUUGCCUUCCUCUCAGUCCUUGAUAGCGCCAUCCUACUGAACUCCCCGGUCACCUCCAUUCGCCAGUCCGCUGACGGCGUCACCGUGUCGUAUCGUUACGGCCCGCAUGGUGCCCUGACUGAUUUGGCUGCAGACGCCGUAUUGGUCACGACCACGGCCAAGGCUGCUCUCUACAUGGACUUCCAGCCGCCCCUCUCCGCUGCCAAGAUGGCCGCCAUGCGCUCGGUCCACUAUGACAGUUCCACCAAGAUCCUGCUGACGUUCCGCCGGCGCUUCUGGGAGGACGACGGCAUCCGUGGUGGCAAGAGUGUCACUGACCGACCGUGCCGCUUCAUCUACUACCCCAGCCAUGGUUUCCCAGGCAACGACAGCGUGGGCGUGCUCCUGGCGUCCUACACGUGGUCGGACGACUCGCUGCUGUUCCUGGGUGCGAGUGACGAGGAACUAAAGGACCUUGCCCUGCGAGAUCUGGCGCUCAUCCACCCGCGUCACGACGUGCGGGCACUCUGCACGGGCGUCCUGGUCAAGCGCUGGAGCACCGACCCUUACAGUCGCGGCGCCUUCGCUCUCUUCACACCCUACCAGCACCUCCACUACGCCAAAGACCUCUUCAGGCCUGAGGGGAAGGUGCACUUCGCUGGGGAGCACACCGCCCUGCCCCACGCCUGGAUAGAGACGGCCAUGAAGUCAGCCAUUAGAGCAGCCAUCAACAUUAACAGCGCCGCGCUGGAAACCAGCAGCCCUGCCACAAACCUUAACACACCCAUGCUGGACUCAGACUCGGACAAAACAACCAAAAAGGAGCUGUAGGAGCCCAGUGCACUGCACUGUGUUUAGGCUAUACUUGAUUAACACCUGUGUUUUACACUGUGAUAACAAUAUUUUGUAUUUAUUGUUGAGAGUUUUUUUUACUAAUAGGAAAUAUUUUGCACUGAAAUAAAGAAAAGGACAUGUUUUGUAAUU